UGAGGUGUCUUUGUCUGGUGCCGACCAUUGCUUGAACAGGCAGCAUAUCAAAAUAACCAGCGAAUUGUUUUGGGAGACCAGGCGAGCGAGCCGCAAUGACACCCCCCGCUCUUUGGAUGGAGGGGCGUGAUGCCCGAUUUGAUACUUGAGAUGCAACGUCCACGCCACAAGGAUCCGCACCUUGUCCUUUUGCCUCACCGAGCGCACCAAGCCAAGCGGCAAAACCCCCUGGCCACGUUUCCUCGGCAGAGCACUCUUACAGGCAGACCGAGACUCGAUAAUUGUGCGAACUCGGCCCGCCAAGGCUACACUCAGCCCUCUCCGCCCCACUCCGGCGAGAUUCGGUCACCCCGGCCAACCAGCUUCAACUGGUCAGGAUCGGGACCUUCCAACAUGGGUCUCAUCCACCGACACGCCAAGAUGCGGAUGCGCGAAGCCGGUGGGCAGAAAAAAAUCGUGAGUUGCGGUUGAAGCCACCAUCCCACGUGUGUGGUAACAGGUUAUGGAUACCCUAGGUGCCGCUUCUCAGCGAUCCGCCAGUCUUGUCGGGUCAAUAAAUACAGAACAGCCGGCCCGCCUCUGCAUCUCCUUCGCUUCCCAGGUUGAUCAACCGUACCCUGAGCAACGAGCACGCGACUGCUGCUGAAGGCUUCAAGGCACAACCGUCAAGAUG
Parathielavia appendiculata is the source of this 673-nucleotide messenger RNA. RefSeq lists its product as uncharacterized. NCBI's taxonomy places the organism in Eukaryota, Fungi, Ascomycota, Sordariomycetes, Sordariales, Chaetomiaceae. The coding region runs from base 130 to 471 and encodes 113 amino acids. The record is from RefSeq and is a predicted model, not a curated record. The transcript has a single exon.